This is a messenger RNA of Striga hermonthica, 1194 nucleotides long. The record is from the annotation of a GenBank genome assembly. Lineage: Eukaryota; Viridiplantae; Streptophyta; Magnoliopsida; Lamiales; Orobanchaceae.
AUGAAGUUAAUCAGUAUCCAUUUUCCGAGCAAAAAUCUUUCACUACUGUGGGUGAAGAUUGCUGCAGUGUUCUUUCUGUUAUUGGGUCUUGCUUAUCGCUUCUUCACUUCAAGCUUGUGUUAUUUUCACGUGUCUGCUCCCACAGAAAGCUGUAAUUUGUUCUUAGGAGAAUGGGUUCCUGAUUUUGGUGGCCCGGCUUACACCAACGCCACUUGCCGCACGAUCGAACCUCCCCAGAAUUGCUUAAGAAACGGACGGCCGGAUUCCGAUUACGUCUACUGGAGGUGGAAGCCCAAGGAUUGUGAUCUGCCCAAACUUGAUCCCACAAACUUUUUCGAGAUCAUGAAGGAUAAGUCGCUAGCCUUUAUCGGCGAUUCGAUCAUGCGCAAUCACGUCCAAUCCUUGCUCUGCAUUCUCUCACAGGUGGAAGAAGCUGUGGAAGUGUACCACGACGAGGCGUACAAGAACCGGAGGUGGACCUUCCCUUCCCACAACUUCACCGUCUCAGUCGUGUGGGCCCCUUUCCUCACGAGGGCAUCCACCUUCGAGGACGACAAUGGCGUAUCGUCGGGCCUGACCCACCUCUUCCUCGACGAGCCCGACGCAAUAUGGUCCAAGCAAUACAAUAAAUUCAACUACAUAGUAAUCGGGGCUGGAAAAUGGUUCCUAAAGUCUGCAAUAUAUCACGAGCAAAACGUGGUGGUCGGCUGCCAUAACUGCCACGAGAAAAACACGUCAGAGUUGGGUUUUUACUACGCGUACCGUAAAGCCCUCAACACGACCCUAGAAUUCAUGGGCCGGUCGGGCCAUAGGGCCCGCCGUGUGUUCCUACGGACCACCACGCCCGAUCACUUUGAGAAUGGGGAGUGGGACACGGGAGGGUAUUGUAAUCGGACUGUGCCGUAUAGGGCUGGGGAGGUGGAGGUGAAUGGAGUGGACGGGAGAAUGCGGGCGGUGGAGAUGGAUGAAUUUGAUCGGGCGGCCGGGAAGUUGUCGGGAUUGGAGCUGUUGGACACGACUUUGAUGUCGGUUUUGAGGCCGGACGGCCAUCCGGGUGUUUACCGGCGGUUUCACCCAUAUGAGGAGAAGGGUAAAGAUGGGAGGAUUCAGAAUGACUGCCUGCACUGGUGCUUGCCUGGACCUAUAGACACUUGGAAUGAUUUGAUCAUGGCAAUGCUUGUUGCACAUAAAUAA